AUGGGCAGCCCAGACCUCGACGUCGAUGAAGACUACUACGAGAUCCUCGGAGUCGUAUCAAGUAAGGCUUCCCCUCGCGCCAUCAGGGAAGCGUAUUGCGCAAAGUCCCUUCAGACUCAUCCCGACACGGGAGGCUAUGAUGAUGACUUCAAGCUUGUCUGCGAAGCGUACAUCGUCUUAAGCGACCCGCAGUCAAGAAGCGCGUACGAUCGUGCUACCGCCAACCCAGCCUCUGAUAAUCUUUGCCAUCAGCGAGAUCAGUGGUCGUCGCCACCACGCCCAGCGCCCGAGACCAAGCCGACAUUCUUCAAAGCGGAGCCUGGGCUAGACAAUGACGACCUUGAGGACGAUCACGACUCCGAGCACGCGUCGACCUCGUCGUUCCUUCUCAAAGACCCCGAUGACUGCUACUUCGCUGACUACUACUACCCCAACUAUUGUGAGAAGCCAAUUGUUAGCAAUGUCCGCAAUCACUACGACGUGGCCCGGCGGAAGUGA
This is a messenger RNA of Cyphellophora europaea CBS 101466, 498 nucleotides long. RefSeq lists its product as uncharacterized. Gene Ontology annotation, cellular component: endoplasmic reticulum membrane. The transcript has a single exon. Gene Ontology annotation, biological process: cellular response to misfolded protein. The record is from RefSeq and is a predicted model, not a curated record. Lineage: Eukaryota; Fungi; Ascomycota; Eurotiomycetes; Chaetothyriales; Cyphellophoraceae. Gene Ontology annotation, molecular function: Hsp70 protein binding. Bases 1 to 498 code for a protein of 165 amino acids.